AUGUCGACCAAACCAUACUAUACGUUGCUUCUUUGGCUCCUUGUGGCUGUCAUUGGCUUGUUUGCCCGUGUCAAAGCUGAAGACAUUGUCUAUGUGACCACCACUGUAGACGCUUCGACAAUUGUGGCAGCGUCGCCCACCGCGCCGAGUCCGGCCUCUUACACUUCUUUCGACGACUUCAAGAAGACAGUCUUGCAAGUUAGCAAUGACUAUCGCCAAUCUCACGAUGCAAAACCAUUAGUCUGGAAUGAGGCCUUGACGGAAUAUGCGCUGAACUGGGCAAAGGCUUGUGUUUGGAAGCAUUCGCAUGGUCCCUAUGGUGAGAACCUCGCCUAUGGUUAUCCCAAUGCUACUGCGGCAAUCGAUGCCUGGGGCGAUGAAGGCAAGCUAUACGAUUUCCACAAGCCGACGGGCUUCACAGAGAAGACCGGUCACUUCACACAACUGGUCUGGAAAUCGACGGCCGAAGUGGGAUGCGCUGCGGUCAACUGCGGAUAUACAUACGAUAAGGCACGAGCAGACAAUGAGGACGACCCCCUUUUGGACGCUAGAGCUGAGGACAGCGCCCCGAGAGCACAGGGCUGGUAUGUGGUGUGCGAGUAUACCCCAGCUGGAAACGUGGUUGGCGAACACGACAAGUACUUCAGGAAAAAUGUCGUACCGAAGGAAUCGAGUACAUCUUCUACUCAUCCAAGCGGAGGCUCAACCAUGACCAGCGAGAAGUCAUUCUCGCUGCGUCUGACGCUGCUAGCUCUCGGGACCAUAGCCGUUGGAAUGAGUCUAUAUACAUAG
This is a messenger RNA of Penicillium atrosanguineum, 792 nucleotides long. Its product is annotated as putative extracellular SCP domain protein Pry1. Bases 1 to 792 code for a protein of 263 amino acids. The transcript has 2 exons. Gene Ontology annotation, cellular component: extracellular region. NCBI's taxonomy places the organism in Eukaryota, Fungi, Ascomycota, Eurotiomycetes, Eurotiales, Aspergillaceae. The record is from RefSeq and is a predicted model, not a curated record.